Molecule: messenger RNA, 1564 nt
Organism: Formica exsecta
Lineage: Eukaryota; Metazoa; Arthropoda; Insecta; Hymenoptera; Formicidae
Exons: 2
Coding region: 82-1374 (430 amino acids)
Cellular component (GO): extracellular region
Molecular function (GO): chitin binding
Source: RefSeq, a predicted model, not a curated record
GGGAGGACUAGGAGAGUCAUAGACUCAUCCUCGCGAUACUUUCACUUGAACUUCUUCUAUCACAAAGUAGAGAUCUUCUAGAUGCUGGGAGCGGUACUCUUAUUAUACUUUUUACGGAGAAUCGAACUCUCUUGUGUAAUAUUCUUUAGUAAUUCUAACUUUUCACAAAAAAUGGUGUUCUAUUGGAUUUUACAACCUUACUUUCUACUAUGCGCUCUAUUCGUCGUCACUGUUUACACUGAAGAAGUUUCUAAAACCAUGCCGCCAAAUAUUUCAACGAAUUUUUCUUGUCUUAAUCGGCCUAUGGGAUUUUAUGCCGACGUUGAAGCGAAUUGCAGAGUAUAUCACACAUGCGAUGAUCAUGGAAAUAAAUUUAGUUACCGAUGUCCCGAGGAAACGGCUUUUCGGCAGGAUGCCUUAAUAUGUGAUCAUAUUCAUCUCGUUGAUUGUCGAGCAAUCGUUUAUCAAUCAAAACAAUUUCAAAACGAAAAUAGCAAUAAGGAAAAUAUGCACACAAUGCCUUUGAUAAGAUCACCAACCGUAUCCAUCGAUUCGCUCGAUAAUGAUCGACAAUCAUUUUCACGUUCUUUCAGAGUGAUUCAACAACCCGACAAAAUCAAGUCUAAUAAAGCCGAGUCUGGUUUUGUAUUCAGUGCAAGUAUAUUUUUAAGAGAUAAGGUACCAAAUCAAGCUGGACAAAUCACCGACACUUGCAGGACAUGCAAUGCUAAUUCGAAGAAUCGCAUGACAGUUUCCACUUCUCGAUCGCUCACUGAGCAGUUCAGUUCUUGGAAUUCACGUAAUGAUAAAUCAAUUCCGCCAAGAGAGUCGUUACCUUCGUCAUCAUUGGAGACUCGCGCUUUCGCGCGAGACAAAAGUGCCGUGCAUCUUAAUCGUUCAUUCGAGCCGAUUGCAAAUUCUUCUCUUCUGAAAAUGAUAGCACCAGAAGGUAAUCAGCGUUCGCCUGCUCUGCGUGAAAAGUCUUCUUUUUUGAGUUACAACAGUGACUAUCAUCCAUAUUCAGAGACUCUAAGAUCGAUCCAGGCUAACACUCAUACGCUCAACAUAAAGUCCACCACGGAAAUACCUGUACAUGCUUUGACGCUCUCCUUAAAGCCAUUGGUGCCAAAUGAACUGGAAUAUGACCCCUACUAUCCCAAACAAUCAACGUCCACUGAGGCAUACUACACACCCAGCAAUCGCGAUAAGGUCACUAACGCUCCUUUUUCUAACCAGAUGUCGCCGAUAAUCGCGCACCCUGAUUUUUUCGAAAUCCCAUCUAUACUGCCCGAUCUGAAUAUUUUAGAGGAUUUGGUCGAUCGCCGAAAGUUUUUUUAUAUCCCGCGCAUAAACAUCAAGUCGAUGCACCGUUAAUUAUUUAAAAAAACAUUCAUAUUUAUAAUGUUACGUGCAAAAUAAUUUUAAAUAGCUUUAUUUUGUUACAAAAUAAAUUGUGUAUUGUAUAUUCAUGUUGAUAGUGUGUAUUGUUUGUGAUUUAUCUUACAUAAAAAUGAUCUAAUAAAUAUAAUAUUGAGUACCACUCGGUGACUCGGUGACCUCAAAA